Messenger RNA from Oppiella nova, 467 nucleotides. The record is from the annotation of a GenBank genome assembly. Lineage: Eukaryota; Metazoa; Arthropoda; Arachnida; Sarcoptiformes; Oppiidae.
CCCUUCCCUUCUCCCGGUCCCUCAACGAGGAUAUGGUGAACCCGGACUCCUGUAUGCCGAUCGCCAACAUUACAGCCGUGGACACCACGUGUCUCAAUGAUCCCGAAGAGUUUUUCCUCGGGGAGAGUCUCUUAUCGCAAAAUGUUAAAUACAAUCUCGUAUUCAUGACUCUCGUCACGUACUUGCAGAUCGUGGUCACCCCUCUCACCUUCACUUCAGAUGUCAACAUAUUCAUCAAUGAACAGAGGAAUGGUUGGUAUAGUAGUGGUGCCUACUAUUGGGCCAAAUCAACGGUAGAUAUGUUUCCCGUAAUACUAACUCUACUUCCGUUCAUCGGUAUAAUGAAUAAAUACAAGUCGAUUACCAAGUUUUUCGCAUACCUGGGCUUUCUAUCCGUGUCCACACUAUGCUCCCAAAAUGUGGGCCAUAUCGCGGGCAUAAUAUUCAGCAAUGAUAGCAAACAGGCC